Messenger RNA from Ogataea philodendri, 225 nucleotides. RefSeq lists its product as uncharacterized. The transcript has a single exon. The record is from RefSeq and is a predicted model, not a curated record. NCBI's taxonomy places the organism in Eukaryota, Fungi, Ascomycota, Pichiomycetes, Pichiales, Pichiaceae. The coding region runs from base 1 to 225 and encodes 74 amino acids.
AUGUUCUCCGGCGGGCAACAAGGAUACUACCAGCAACAACCCCCAUACUAUCAGCAGCAGCAACAGCAGGGAUAUUAUCAGCAGCAGCAGCCAUACUAUCAGCAGCAGCCGUACUACCAGCAACAGCCAUAUUACCAACAACAACAAAGUGGUGGUGGUCAAGACUGUCUGAUGGCAUGCUUAGCUGCCAUGUGUAUCUGCUGUACUUUAGAUGCUAUCUUUUAA